Apus apus (common swift) is the source of this 3181-nucleotide messenger RNA. It is a transcript of the gene TGM2, whose product is annotated as transglutaminase 2. Gene Ontology annotation, biological process: peptide cross-linking. The record is from RefSeq and is a predicted model, not a curated record. The transcript is spliced from 13 exons. Gene Ontology annotation, molecular function: protein-glutamine gamma-glutamyltransferase activity. NCBI's taxonomy places the organism in Eukaryota, Metazoa, Chordata, Aves, Apodiformes, Apodidae. The coding region runs from base 405 to 2474 and encodes 689 amino acids.
CCUCUUCCCUUGCGGCGGUUCCAGUCCCCCCGGGCGGGGGGGGGUUCGCACCGGGGCAGGGGAGGCCCAGCGCUCCGGGGCGGGGGCUCAGUCCCCGGAGGCGUUUUUUACCACACACACACCCCCUCUUCCCUUUGGGUGGUUGUUUUAGAUAGGUGGGACCCAAACCACUCUGUUUCCAGGAAACUUUGUUUUUCCCGUCCUUUCCCCUCCGCCAUCCCGGCCGCGGGGGUGUGCGCGGCGGCGGGCGCCGUAUAAAUGGGGGGAGUGGUGGGGCCGGGCGGCCGGCGCUGAGGGGCAGCUCCCCCGAACCAGCACCGGAGCCAGAACCACCUCAACACCAGGACCGGCACAGAGACCAGGACCAGCAUCAGCACCGGGACUGGCACCGGGACUAAGACACCAUGGCUGAAGAGCUGGUGCUGGAGACGUGGGACCUGCAGCAUGAGCACAACGGGCAGCAGCACCGGACAGCGCAGAUGGGGCAGCAGCAGCUGGUGGUGCGGCGGGGACAGCCCUUCACCAUCACCCUGCACUUCUCGGGCAGGAGCUACGAGGAGGGGGUGGACAAGCUCGCCUUCAAUGUCGAGACGGGACCCUGCCCCAUUGAGACGUCGGGAACAAGAUGCCAUUUCGCCAUGACUGACUUCCCGGAGGAAUCGGGCUGGAGCGCGGUGGUCCAGCAGCAGGACGGGGACUCGCUCUCAGUCUCGCUCUGCUCGCCCCCCAGCGCCCGCAUCGGCCGCUACAGCCUGACCCUGGAGACCUCCACGGGCUACCAGGGUGCCAGCUACCACCUCGGGGACUUCGUUCUGCUCUUUAAUGCCUGGCACCCAGAGGACACAGUUUUUCUCCGGGACGAGAACGAGCGCAGCGAGUACGUGCUGGCCCAGGAGGGGCUCAUUUACCAGGGUUCCCGGGACUAUAUCACCUCCAUCCCCUGGAACUUCGGCCAGUUCGAGGAAGACAUCUUGACCAUCUGCCUCAACCUGCUGGACACCAACCCCAAAUUCCUUAGGGACCAGAACAAGGAUUGCUCCCGCCGCAACGACCCCGUGUACAUCGGCAGGGUGGUGAGCGCCAUGGUCAAUUGUAAUGACGAGGACCGGGGGGUGCUGGCAGGAAGGUGGGACAACUGUUAUGAAGAUGGGACGAGCCCGAUGGCCUGGAUUGGGAGCGUGGAUAUUCUCAGGAGGUGGAAGAAGUUUGGGUGUCAGCCAGUCAAGUAUGGCCAGUGUUGGGUCUUUGCUGCUGUGGCAUGUACUGUCAUGCGGUGCCUGGGCAUCCCCAGCCGGGUGGUGACCAACUACUACUCAGCCCACGACACCAACGGCAACCUGGUCAUCGACCGCUACCUCAGUGAGACAGCGGAGGAGGCCCAGCACUCCAAGGACAUGAUCUGGAACUACCACUGCUGGGUGGAGUCCUGGAUGGCCCGUCCAGACCUGGCAGCAGGCUAUGAUGGGUGGCAGGCACUGGACCCCACGCCCCAGGAGAAGAGUGAAGGGGUUUUCUGCUGUGGGCCAGCCCCUGUCAAGGCCAUCAAGGAGGGUGACCUGCAGAUGAUGUAUGACAUCCCCUUCGUCUUCGCGGAGGUGAACGCUGACGUGGUGUACUGGGUGGUGGGGCCUGACGGGACACAGAAGAAGAGCACCCACUCCUCAGUGGUGGGGAAGAACAUCAGCACCAAGAGCGUGGGCAGGGACAGCAGGGAGGACAUCACCCACAACUACAAGUACCCAGAGGGGUCUGAAAAGGAGAGAGAAGUGUUUGCAAAGGCAGAGCGCGAGACAAGGUCUCUGAGGGAGCAGGACGAGGGGCUGCACCUCAAGAUCAAGCUGUCGGAGGGUGCGAACAACGGCAGCGACUUCACGGUCUUCGCUGUCAUCAACAACAACACGGACACAGAGCGGGUCUGCAGGCUGAUGCUGUGCGCCCGCACCGCCAGCUACAACGGCACCGUCGGGCCCCAGUGCGGCUUGAAGGACCUGCUGAACCUCACCAUCGAGCCCUGGGAAGAGAAGCGUGUUCCUCUACUCGUCCUGUACGAGAAGUACAGGGAAAGCCUGACCCAGGACAACAUCAUCAAGGUGGUGGCUCUCCUGACUGAGUACCAGACUGGUGACAUCAUUGUGGCCAUCAGAGAUGUCUACAUCCAGAACCCAGAGAUCAAGAUCAGGAUUUUGGGGGAGCCGAUGCAGAAUCGGAAGCUGGUGGCAGAGAUCAGCCUGGUGAACCCCCUCACAGCCCCCCUGAACAACUGCGUGUUCGUGGUGGAAGGCACUGGCCUCACUGAUGGGCAGCAGUCCAAGGAGCUUGAGGAGCCGGUGGAGCCGCAGGCAGAGGCCAAGUUCAGGCUGGAUUUCGUGCCGAGCCAGGCGGGGCUGCACAAGCUGAUGGUGGAUUUCGAGAGCGACAAACUGACGGGGGUGAAAGGCUUCCGGAACGUCAUCAUCGCCCCCCAGCCCAAGUGAGCGGCCCCGUGGCCCCCCCCUGUGCAGAGACCCUCCCCUCUUCCCUCCCUCCCCUCGGGGCUCGCUGCCCCGCACUCGCUUCAGCCGCUGCCGCUCCGGGCAGACGGAACGAGCCCCGAGCCCGGCGGCGCCGCGUCCGCCCCGGGAGCGCCCGGAGCUGCGGGGGGAGAAGCCACAGCAGGGGCGGGAGCGAGGGGACAGGAGAGAGGAGCUGGAGGCGUUCGGGAGCUCCCGAGGGCAGCUACUCGCUUCACCUCCUUUCCCUCACCCCCACGGGUGACGUCCCCUUCCGGCGUGUCCCCCAGCCUGGGUGCAGAGGGGCCCCCCGGGCAGGGGCCAGCCCCCUCCCCUUCCUGCAGCCCCGGCAGCCCCGGCCACAGCAGGUUUUCUAAACCAAGCAGCAAAACCUCCAGCACUGAUCACACCUCAGCCCUGCUCACCCGCGCCAUUACCACUCUCUGAACGCAAUUCAGUAAAGAUUGUACACUGAGCAAAAUCUGUUUAUACACCAUAUCCAUCCCCAACAUCCAUCUAUUUAUAGCUAUAUAAAUACACACUGCAUAUAACCCUCCUGCACAGGUAAAGCAGCAUGCUUGCUUUAAUAACCAUUCCUGUCACUGCAAACGCUCUGCAGUGAGCGAUGGGACAUUACCUUGACAUGAUUUAACUAUGCAAGCACUGAAUAAAAACUGUUUUUCACUUUUAAA